AUGGCGGAGCAGUCCCUGUCCUCCUCCCCACCACCAGCAGCUGCGGGAGGAGGAGGGUCCGGCGGCAGCUCGUCGGUGCGGCCUCCCGCCGUCUACACCAUCGGCUACGCGAUGCUGCCCAACAAGCAUGACACCUUCGUCCAGCCGUCGUUCAUCGACCUGGCAGCGCAGCACGGCAUCCGGUGCGUGGCCGUCGACGCGUCCAGGCCGCUCGUGGAGCAGGGCCCCUUCGACCUCGUCGUCCACAAGCUCUAUGGCCAGCCGUGGCGCGCGCAGCUGGAGGCCUACUCGGUGCUCCACCCUGACAUCCCCAUCAUCGACCCGCCCGCCAACAUCGAGCGCAUCCUCGACCGCCUCACCAUGCUCGACGUCGUGUCCGGGCUCGACUCCGUGGCCGUCCCCAGGCAGGUCAUCGUCCACGACGCCGGGGCCCCGCUGCAGCUGGUCGACGACGACGCCGUCCUCGGCGACCUCCGGUUCCCGCUCAUCGCCAAGCCCGUGGAGGCGGACGGGAGCGCCGCGUCCCACAACCUCUGCCUCGUGUACCGCCGCGAGGGCCUGCGCGGCCUCCGCGCGCCGCUCGUGCUGCAGGAGUUCGUCAACCACGGCGGCGUGCUCUUCAAAGUGUACGUGGUGGGCGACCACGCCACGUGCGUGACGCGGAGCAGCCUGCCGUACGUGCCACACGAGCGCCUCCAGGACCUCACCGCCGACGCCGCGGUCCCCUUCGCCAACAUCUCCCUCCUCGCGCCCACUACCGCGGUCGGCGACGAGAGCGCCAAGGUGCCACCGCCACAGGAGUUCGUCGACAAGGUCGCCCGCGAGCUCGGGCGGGCAGUGGGCUUGCACCUCAUCAACUUCGACCUCAUCCGGACGAUGGACGCUCAAGGAGACGCCAAGUACCUCGUCCUCGACAUCAACUACUGCCCGGGAUACUCUAAAAUGCCCGGUUUUGAGCCGGUCCUCACUGAAUUCUUCUUGGAGAUGCUUCGCAGCAGACCUGUUCGUGAUGACCGGCCUGGACCGGGCGCUGGCCUAGGCGUUGAUGAGGCACGCAAGGCAGAGGCCGAGCCCACCAGCGUCAUCCCGUCAGGUGCGGAGCCGAGGCAGCUGGUUCAGGCCUAA
Messenger RNA from Miscanthus lutarioriparius, 1125 nucleotides. The record is from the annotation of a GenBank genome assembly. NCBI's taxonomy places the organism in Eukaryota, Viridiplantae, Streptophyta, Magnoliopsida, Poales, Poaceae.